AUGUCGUCAUACUCCGAGUCGGAAUCUGGGUCGAGCUACGGCUAUGACGACGAGUACACGUGCGUGACCGAGGAGAGCGGGUCGGAGCCGGUGGUGGCGGCGGCAGCAGGAGGAUGUGACAUGGAAAAGGUCGAUCCGCCGUCUGUGGAGGAGACCGAGACAGUGGGCGUGGCGCUGUCGGGUGGUGGCAUCCGGUCUGCAUCGUUCUGCCUGGGUGGACUUCAGGAACUUGCACGUGCAGGCGUUCUGCAGCAGGCCAAGUACCUGUCGAGCGUGUCAGGAGGCGGGUACACGGCGUCGGCGAUGUAUGCGAUGGCCAAGGUCGAGGGCAAGGCGUUCGACGAGGGAGCGGUCGAGAUUGUGGACAAGGUCCACCGCAAGAUGGUGAGCCGGUCGCAGUGGCUCACGCCGUGGGCGACUGAGCCGGAGAAUGACGGCAUUUCCGCCGGAUGGCGGUUUGGCGUGCUGAUCAAGUACGCGAUGCUGUACCUGACUUGCGUUGUCACGCUUUUUACCAACAUUGUGUGGGGCAUUGCGCUGGCGGCGCCGGUCACCAUCAUCAUCGACGAGUUUGUGGGCGCCAAGCUGCGGGCAUCGUCGUCGUCGACCUCAUUUUUCAACGACCUUCUCGAUCUGGAAGUUCCGCUUGCGUUUUCCAUCUGUGGCGGAUGCAUCGUCAUUACGAUCGUGACCUGGCUUGUGCGGCAGAGCUUGAGCGAGAAGCCACAGUCGCGGACGCGCGAUAUCCUGGUGACCGGAACGGAGCUGACGACGCGACUGGGGGCGCUGCUCUCGAUGGCGGUCAUCCUUCUUGUCACUUUUCUCACCAUCCUUUGGCACGACGAGUUCAACUCGGAGCUGCAGCGGACGGCUUGGACGCUGCUUGUUGUCUUUAUCCUCAUUUCUGUCACGCCUGCACAGGGCACGCUGCGACGGGUCUUUCUCGCUGUCGGCGGCGCGAUCGUGAUGGCGGCGGCGCUCUUUGGCACUGCGGCCAUUGCCAAGUGGUGCAUCGAGGAUGCCAACGACCAGGAGACGUUUGCUAACGUCGGGGACUUUUCGGUCUGGCGCAAGGCGUACAUGCUCGGCUCAUUUGCUCUGCUCGCUGUCUUUCCGUUCUUCUACUACCCGGUUACCUCGCUCCUGCCGCACACGUACGAGAAGUUGCUGCGGCGGGCGUUCUUUGAGGAUCCGCAGCUCAACAUGGGCCACGUUGCCGAGCUCGAGAGCGAGCUCGGAUGGCCGAUCUGGCUAGUCGGAACGACGCAGACCGACUUUCACGCGCACAUUGGCGAGCGGUACGCAGCAUCCGACUUUCUCAUCUCGUCCGCCAAGUCCGGCUCGGCGCGGACCGGCUUCCGCAAGACACCGAGCACACUCAAGGCGUCACGGGCGGUCUCGAUCUCAGGCGCAGUCAUCUCGUUUGUCAUGGGCUCCAAGGACGUCUCACUCUCGCCGUUUCGAUUUCUCUUUGGCUCGCUCAACCUCGGCCUCGGGUGGUACUUUGCCUUUUCGGACCAUGCCGAACUGCUCGCCCUGGUGGCCAACGGGACGGUGGCAGUCCUCGGCGCGCUCCUCUUCCUCACACUCCUCAACUUUCAACUGGUGUGGAUCGCGGUCGGCAGCGUCAUCCUGCUCUACAUUGCCUCGUUCUUCCCGUUCCACGAGCGGAGCCAGCUGUUCUCGGCCGCGCCCAUGUUCCGCACCGUCCGGGUCAUGCUCGGUCUCGAAUUUUACGUCCAGCCGCCGCCGUACAUGUACCUCUCGGACGGCGGCCACUUUGAGAACCUCGGCUUGCUUCCGCUCUUCCAGCGCAAGGUCACCCGCAUCUACUCGUUCGACGGCGGCGCCGACCCAACCGUGGGAUGCACCUCGCUGCUCCGCGCCAUGGAGCUCGCCCACACCUCGCUCGACGGCUUCUACGUCUCGAUCGUGCCGAGCGAGGCGGGGACCGACGUGACAUCAGCCAUCGCCCAGCUCGGGUUCACCGACUCGGACGCUGUUGCCGUCGACUUUGACCUCACCUACCGCGAGAACCACACUCACAAGGAGCUGGCCAAGGGCAAGCUGACGUACAUCAAGAAGAUCGAUGCGUCCAAGUCGCGUGACGCCGCCUUUACCAACUAUUUUGCCUCGCUCGAGACCGGCCGCGCCGCUGGCGCCCACUGGGCAGACGCCUCGUUUGAUGACGAGGCCAUCUCGGAUCCGCACUCGUGCGCCACUACGUGCUGCCCCUGGUCGACCUCGGGCGCCUUCAUGUGGUACUACCCGCUCAAGGCCUGGUGCGGCUCAAAGUACCCGGCCGGCGCGUACAACAACUUUCCGCACCACUCGACGCUCCAGACCCAGAACUUUCCGUCCAAGCUCUUUGAGGCCUACGUCCGGCUCGGCCGCGACAACGCCUACACUGCCCUCGGCGGGCGAUCGUCGUCGUCGUCGUCAUCGUCGUCGUCCGGCUCGUCCGAGGCCAACUCAUCAUCAUCAUCGCCGUCGUCAUCGCUGUACGCGGCGUCAUACGAGGCUUCGCGCUCGUGA
Messenger RNA from Thecamonas trahens ATCC 50062, 2535 nucleotides. RefSeq lists its product as uncharacterized. Gene Ontology annotation, biological process: glycerophospholipid catabolic process. Gene Ontology annotation, molecular function: A2-type glycerophospholipase activity. Lineage: Eukaryota; Apusomonadida; Apusomonadidae. The transcript has a single exon. The record is from RefSeq and is a predicted model, not a curated record. Gene Ontology annotation, cellular component: cytosol. The coding region runs from base 1 to 2535 and encodes 844 amino acids.